GUCACUAUAAUAACUGCUAAUCCGAUGAAUGAUCCCAAAUUAACCAACAUAACUGAAAUCGACAUUAGUAAUAUUUAUGAAUGUGUUGAAAGAUAUAAAGUAUGGGAGUUAAUGUCAGGAAAGAAUGUAUUAUCCAUAUUGAACACUCUCUUAAAAUUUAUUUAUGACUUAGUAGAUGUUAUUUUUACCAAUCCUAAAGUGCAACCACUUAUAAAAGACCCUCAGGUUAAGUUCGAUUUGGUUUUGUACGAGGCUUCGGCACCUAUGUGUUUAGCACUGGCCCAUAAAUAUAAAUGUCCUGCUAUUGGUAUUCAAUCAUUGGAUCCACUUCCAAUAGUACAUGCAGUGAUGGGUAAUCCAACUCACCCUUUAGUAACACCUGAUUAUAUGCUUAAAAUUGAGGAUGUUGAAAAUAUGACAUUUUUGGAUAGAUUGUCGGCGUGA
This is a messenger RNA of Aethina tumida (small hive beetle), 444 nucleotides long. RefSeq names its product UDP-glycosyltransferase UGT4-like. Bases 25 to 444 code for a protein of 139 amino acids. Lineage: Eukaryota; Metazoa; Arthropoda; Insecta; Coleoptera; Nitidulidae. The record is from RefSeq and is a predicted model, not a curated record. The transcript is spliced from 2 exons.